Messenger RNA from Suillus subaureus, 448 nucleotides. RefSeq lists its product as uncharacterized. The coding region runs from base 139 to 384 and encodes 81 amino acids. The record is from RefSeq and is a predicted model, not a curated record. The transcript has a single exon. NCBI's taxonomy places the organism in Eukaryota, Fungi, Basidiomycota, Agaricomycetes, Boletales, Suillaceae.
CGUCCCUUAUAUUAAAUAUCGUGCAGAUCUGUUUGAUCAAAAUCCGGCGGCCAGGGCCGACUACUACACACGAGAAUCCAUUUAUUUUAGUAUUUCGCCUGUCAGGAACAUCCCUUAUGAACAUAUAAAAGCUGGGCUAUGCCACCGUGUCUGGACUCCCGCAGUCCCCUUGGAUCUACUACUCCAAUGUAUACCCCAAGCACUCUCAAGCCAGCCGAAGUUGCUGUUGCUCUCGUCGAGCAAGCUGUAGCCAAGCACAACACGCGGUUAGACAAGACCUUCUUCAAGGCGGUAAGCAACAAGUACGCGCAUGUAUGGUUUAACAUCUCAAUCCUGCUAUUAGGUUCUUGCCGGUGUUAUGUUGUCCUUCGGUGGUCUCCUUGACCUCAUUAUUAGUGGUGGCUCUCCAGGUCUGACAGCUUCGAACCCCGGAAUUGUCAAGGUUCUC